Molecule: messenger RNA, 2791 nt
Organism: Ictidomys tridecemlineatus (thirteen-lined ground squirrel)
Lineage: Eukaryota; Metazoa; Chordata; Mammalia; Rodentia; Sciuridae
Source: RefSeq, a predicted model, not a curated record
GGCUCAUCGUGGCCAGAUUCCAAAGCAGAGGCCUGGUGACCCGGACCCUCAGAACUGAGCUGCUGGGGCCUCCAGGGGAGGAAGCUGUACCAGCAUGUGGACAGCAUGGUGUGUGGCUGCCCUGUUUGUGACCGCUGUGGGUGGCAGCCGCCAAGAGACAAACACAGUCCUCAGGGUCACCAAAGACGUGCUGAGCAAUGCCAUCUCGGGCACCCUGGAGCAGAGUGACGCUCUCCGCUCGGCCCUGAGGGAGGUGCCCAUGGGUGUCGGUGGUGUCCCUUACAAUGACUUCCAUGUCCGAGAGCCUCCCCCCAAAUACACCAAUGGCAGACAGCUUGGUGGCAAUUACAAAUACGGGCACAUUGACACCAACGACAACACUGCCCAGCUGGGGGGCAAGUACCGCUACGGAGAGAUCCUGGAGCCCGACGGCAGCAUCCGCGACCUCCGCAGCGGCGACGAUCGCGGCAGAUACCGUUCCGCGGAAGGUGCAGCCCUCGGGGACCACCGGCAUCACCGCCACCGGCGAGAGCUGCGGCCUGGGGAGAUCCCAGCUGGGGUGGCCACCGGGGCCCUGGGCCCUGGGGGCCUGCUGGGCUCGGGCGGCAUGCUGGCCAACGAAGGCAUCCUGUCGGGCCAAGGAGGCCUGCUGGGCGGAGGCGGUCUCCUCGGGGACGGAGGACUUCUUGGAGGAGGCGGCGUCCUGGGUGUGCUCGGCGAGGGCGGGAUUCUCAGCACCGUGCAAGGCAUCACGGGGCUGCGCAUUGUGGAGCUGACCCUCCCGCGGGUGUCCGUGAGGCUGCUGCCCGGGGUGGGCGUCUACCUGAGCCUGUACACCCGCGUGGCCAUCAACGGGAAGAGUCUCAUUGGAUUCCUGGACAUCGCCGUGGAGGUGAACAUCACGGCCAAGGUCCGGCUGACCAUGGACCGCACAGGCUAUCCGCGGCUGGUCAUCGAGCGCUGUGACACCCUGCUGGGGGGCAUCAAAGUCAAGCUGCUGCGGGGGCUUCUUCCCAACCUCGUGGACAACUUAGUGAACCGGGUCCUGGCCAACGUCCUCCCUGACUUGCUCUGUCCCAUCGUGGACGUGGUCCUGGGUCUCGUCAACGACCAGCUGGGGCUCGUGGACUCUCUGGUCCCGCUGGGGAUCCUGGGGAGCGUCCAGUACACCUUCUCCAGCCUGCCCCUGGUCACCGGGGAGUUCCUGGAGCUGGACCUCAACACUCUGGUGGGCGAGGCCGGCGGAGAGCUCAUCGACUACCCACUGGGGCGGCCAGCUGUGUCUCCCAAGCAGAGGAUGCCCGAGUUGCCGCCCAUGGGCGACAACACCAACUCGCAGCUGGCCAUCUCGGCCAACUUCCUGGGCUCCGUGCUCACCCUGCUGCAGAAGCAGGGGGCGCUGGACAUCGACAUCACCGACGGCAUGUUUGAAGAGCUUCCUCCGCUCACCACGUCCACACUGGGAGCCCUGAUUCCCAAGGUGUUCCAGCAGUACCCAGAGUCCCGGCCGCUCACCAUCAGGAUCCAGGUGCCCAACCCUCCCACGGUGACGCUGCAGAAGGACAAGGCGCUGGUGCAGGUGUUCGCCACCUCUGAGGUCGUGGUGUCCCAGCCCAAUGACGUGGAGACCACCAUCUGCCUCAUCGACGUGGACACUGACCUCUUGGCCUCAUUUUCUGUGGAUGGGGAUAAGCUCAUGAUCGAUGCCAAGCUGGACAAGACCAACCUCAACCUCCGGACCUCGAAUGUGGGCAACUUUGAUGUAAGUGCCACAUCGGGCCCAGGGAGCAUCCCGGGCUGGGGAAAGCUCCUCUGGGGACGGCCUCUCCCCGGGGCCAGAGAGGCUGGGACUCCAGCAGGUGGCCGGCCUCCUCGUGGACGCAGAGAUGGGGAACCUUCUCAGGAUCUGGGCAACUUUCCCAUAAGGAAGCUGACGUCAGGGAGGUUCAGUGACUGGCCGGAGGGGACGGAGGGCUGGAAGUUGCAGUGGGCUGAGUGGCGGGCGCUGAGCACCCUGCAGAUCUCUGACAUGAAGGACUUUCACAACCAGCUUAGCAAACAUGUCCCCUCCUCUGUGCUGUGUCCAGGGCUCUGUGGUGCUGGGGACACCGUCCUGCCUGCAGGGAUCCCUCGGCGCAGCAGGGUGACAGUGACAGUUUGCCGUGUCUCUGCUGGAGGCUCUUGGUCCCACGGUGGCCCAGUCACCUGGGUCAGGGACCUUGCGAGGAUGGGCCAGCAGGACAGCCUCGGGGACGGCCCUCCACCCACAGGGAGGCAGGGCGACCGUGUGCUGUGGCCCGGAGGGUCGGCAGGCGCGAGGAGGUGGCCAGGCUUGGGGGCCUCCUGGCCGCGCUGGCCUCGCCUGACCUGGAGCCGCUGGGGUUGUUUUUCAGCCGUGCUGGGUUCCGGGGUCCCUCUCCCCAAAAUCCUCAACAUCGACUUCAGCAACGCAGACAUCGACGUCUUGGAGGACCUUCUGGUGCUCAGCGCUUGAGUGACAGAGGCAGAGACGUUGUUGGAAGAAGCCAGAACCAGCCCUGGAGAGGACUGGCCUGGACACGGUCCAGGGCCCUGAAGCCCUGAGGCCUCCACAGCAGGCCCCUCCCAGCCUCCAAUCCUCUACUCCACCUGCCUCCACCUGACAGAAAGGAUCCAGCCACUGCCCCUUUGGCAAACUGUACCAUGCAGUCCCCGGGCUCUGCAGGGGAGGAGGUGGCCCUGAGGACUGGGCCUCAGGCAGAUCUAACUCCAGGAGUUAUCUUGACUUUCAAUAAAACUUUCCCUUUCCGCA